Ruditapes philippinarum (Manila clam) is the source of this 2139-nucleotide messenger RNA. Its product is annotated as LIM/homeobox protein Awh-like. The coding region runs from base 386 to 1234 and encodes 282 amino acids. The record is from RefSeq and is a predicted model, not a curated record. Gene Ontology annotation, molecular function: DNA-binding transcription factor activity, RNA polymerase II-specific; RNA polymerase II transcription regulatory region sequence-specific DNA binding. Gene Ontology annotation, biological process: neuron differentiation; regulation of transcription by RNA polymerase II. Gene Ontology annotation, cellular component: nucleus. NCBI's taxonomy places the organism in Eukaryota, Metazoa, Mollusca, Bivalvia, Venerida, Veneridae. The transcript is spliced from 5 exons.
AAAGUUCGGAAAAUAUUUCAUCAAACAGUUGUCAACGAAGUAGGAGUUUUUCAGAACGGCAUGUGAUUUAAUUGUUUUUGAAGAAAAUAUUAUUUCUAGUACCACAUGACUCUCAGAUCUAAAGUUAAUUUUAAAUAACUUUGAUUUGAACAUUCAUAAUUGGAUUUACUUUUGCAUAGGCUUUUAACAGUGCGAAGAUACUAUAGUUAUAUUUGAUGCAAAGAUUUUAUGACAUGUGUUAUAAAAAUAGUGUUAAAACUUCAUUUUUCUUACUUCUAUGAACAUCAGUCAAGAUCUAUAAAACUUGUAAUAGAUCAAUUGUAAUUAAGACUGAAUAUCUAACGGACAAAAUCGCAAACGACACGUGCAAAGCGUGCACGAGGCUAUGCAACUAGAAAUGGACUGCCAUGAAGACGGUUACACGUCCGAAUCUUCCUCGCACAUGGAUUUAUACCCACCACCAUCCCCGCCUAGAGGACUUCCGUUUGGUUUAAUAAAGACCGACGACGAUAUUUGCUUCGGCUGCGGUUUACACAUUACCGACAGAUUUAUCCUCAAGGUCAAUGACCAAUCUUGGCACGUGGCUUGUCUUCGAUGCUGCGUCUGUCAGACGGCCCUAGACCGUCAGAACACGUGCUUUAUCCGGGAAGAUAACAUUUACUGUAGACUGGAUUACGCGAGGUCAGGGAGUUCGGCGCAAAAAUGUUCGAAAUGUUUCCGUUCUAUACAACCUACAGAUUGGGUGAGACGUGCACGUGAUCAUGUAUACCAUCUCGCGUGCUUUGCCUGUGACUCGUGCAAACGCCAGUUAUCAACGGGAGAAGAAUUUGCCCUCCAUGGGAACAAAGUGUUGUGUAAACCGCAUUACCUUGAUGUCUUAGAAGGCGGAAGUCACAAAGAUUCUGACUCAUCACAAAAGACCAAAACAAAGCGAGUGCGGACAACUUUUACAGAAGAACAAAUCCAAGUUCUACAGGCCAAUUUUCAGCUGGAUUCGAACCCGGAUGGUCAAGAUCUAGAAAGGAUAGCACAGAUCACCGGUCUCAGUAAGCGCGUGACACAAGUCUGGUUCCAAAACUCACGUGCGCGUCAAAAGAAGCAACAACAACAACAUAAUGGAAGCCAUUCUAGUCCUGGAUCCUUGUCGUCACAGAAAAUGGAGCUAGAAGUUGAGUGUCACUGGGGAAAUACAUCGGACAGCCAGGACAGCAACAAUGUCUCGUUUUCAGACUGAGCAUGCGCAGAUCUAGUUUUUUUUAAAAAUUUAAAACGGCGCAAAAAAGAGCAAUACCUAAAGGGCGACGAAAGGACGAAAACUGGUAUGGACGAUUUUUAAGUCAUGUGCGGGUUGUCGAAGAAAAAAAACUGCAAUACUAUAAUAUUCUGCAAUAAUUAUACGAAGAGAUAUCGGGUCACAUGACUUCGUGACGUCAUCAUUUUAUGUUUAAGGACAAAUUUAGUGAAAUUGUGCGCAUAAAACAUAAUAUAUAUGUGUCAUAGUUAAAACGCUGAAUACUUGCACAAGUGAAUGUUGACUUUGCAAAUCGCAAUGUUUUGAUUUUAUUAUCUUUUUAAACUAAGCUCUAUCCAAGUUUUACAGCAUACUGUAGCGGAGCGUUAGCAUGGAAUUUUCGUGACAACAAAACUUAUGAAAGCUUGUACAUAAAGAUUCAUUUAUAUCAAAAUGAUAACGUACAUUUUACUUACAUUGAACGAGAUUUCAUCACGCCACGUGACAACCAGACGAUAUUUUCAUCAUUGACUUUGUUUAACAAACAAACAUGUGUAUUUUCAAUAUUUAUUAGUUCUGGUAAAGUAUGUUUUACCGCAUGGCUUUUUACUAAAUGAAGGAGAUUAUCAAAUAUUUGAAAUAGAUCAUUGCCGAAAAGGACAAAAUUAGUAAAAACAUUUGCGAUCAUGAUGAUUGUGUUUUUGCUUUUUGUAAGAUGGAAUAAUAUCAUAAAACAUUAUUUUACACUCACGUGUUAUCACACGUGUAUACACAUUUAUGUACACGACCUUAUAUGUGAACUAUGAACAGUACAUAAUGUAAUAUGUGUUAUACAAUAUAGUUAUAUAUGAGUAACAUAUUUUGUUUAUUGUUGAAAUUGUGUGCAGUGUUAUUGUAUUAAAAUAUUU